Messenger RNA from Podospora anserina S mat+, 1740 nucleotides. RefSeq lists its product as uncharacterized. The record is from RefSeq and is a predicted model, not a curated record. Lineage: Eukaryota; Fungi; Ascomycota; Sordariomycetes; Sordariales; Podosporaceae. The transcript has a single exon. The annotation marks the transcript as partial.
GCAUGGCUCAGGAUCUCAACAAAAUUUGGUAUCUCGGAUGGAUUGCUAACAAUCUCACACACAGUCCCUGUGGAGGAUGAGAAUCUGGCUGACCUGAUCAAGGCGUACCUAUCUCCUGAGACUGACCCCUCUGUUUUGCUCGACUAUUUGAGCACCUGGCAGAAUACAUGCAAGGAGAUUCACGAUCAUUGCAACAAUCGCUUGAUCGAAGACCCCAAGAACGUCCGGUUCAAGUUCAAGGCCCCCUUCAGACUGGUUGACAUCAUUGACGAGAAGAUUGAAGACAACGCUGAAGAGACGCUAGAGUAUGUUGCUCUGAGCUACACAUGGGGUGACAUCACUCCAGAUGGCAAGAAGCUUCAAAAGCCCACUCUUCAGAGCAACAUCGACAGCCGCAAGCACACCCAAGGGUUGGCAGCCGUCCUCGGCUCAGAGACACUGCCUGCCGUGUACAGGGACACCGUCCAAAUCGCCCGCCGGCUCGGGUACCGCUACAUCUGGGUCGAUGCUUGGUGCAACAUCCAAGACAACACCCUCGACCUCGAAGCCCAAAUCGCCAACAUGGGGUACAUCUUCCAAAACGCCGACCUCACGAUCGGCGCCGGCACCGGACGAGCAAAGACUUCUUCCUUGUUCUCUCAUCAGCAACCCCCACCCCAACCCUUCCUUAUCCGCACCACCAUCGACGGGCAACCACACCCGGUGAUCAUCUCCCGCCAACUCGACCCAACCCCCUCCAUCCUCGACACCCGCCUCUGGACCUUCCAAGAACAACUCCUCUCCCGCCGCACAGUAGAAUUCGGCCCAACCCACACCACCUGGCGGUGCACCCAAGAAACCGCCUCCUCCCUCCCCGUCUCCGUGUCCUCCCAGCCUUACCCAUCAACCUCCGACCACAACGACACCCACGAAGUCACCACCUCCACCACCAACCUCCACUCCUGGAUCCGCACCACCGCCUCCCUCCCUCCUGGGCCCCGCCCAAAGUAUGAUCAACAAUUCGCCUCAGCCUGGUACUCCGCCGUGCGCAACUACACCACCCGCAGCUUCUCCAACCGAGAAGACCAGCUCCCCGCCAUAAUCGGGGUCGCCUCCGUCAUAGCCCGACACACAGGCUGGCACCACCUCGCCGGCCUCUGGAAGGAGGACAUUCCCUACUGUCUGGCCUGGUACAGGAACAAAAUCCCCGCUCGGGAUGACAGUCUCUCCACCACAAGGCACGAGGCAGACUGCGCGCCGUCUUGGUCGUGGGCUGCUCGGGCCAACGGUCCGGUGUCCUUCUGGCCGAGGGGGGAUGUGCAGCAUGCUCUUGUCAAGUUUGUUCGUUCUGGCUGGGCUUGGCCUUCAAAACGGGAUGUGCAGAGACGGGUGGUGCUUGCUGGGGAGGUGGUCGAGGGAAAGUGUGGGACGGUGGUGGGGGAGGAGGAUUAUGACUGGGUUGGGAGGGCGGAUGGGGGGAAUGUUACGCCUGUGGAGGUGGAUGGGCUUAGGGUUGGGUAUGCCAUGCUGGAUGCGCCGAUGGAUUUGAGGGAGAUUAGCAUCUUGCUGCUCUUCACGCUGAGGCCGGAGGGGGGGCUUGGGGCUUGGGGGUUGGGAAUGGCGUUGACGAGGGUGAUUCAGGGGGGUACCUGUUGGUAUAAGAGGGAGGGGUUGGUUGUGUUGACGAGUGAGGUGGGGACCGGGUGGGAUUACAAUGACUUUGAUGAGGAUGAUGAUGAGCAUAAGAUUAUUGUUGCUUAG